Emiliania huxleyi CCMP1516 is the source of this 4344-nucleotide messenger RNA. RefSeq lists its product as hypothetical. Gene Ontology annotation, biological process: signal transduction. NCBI's taxonomy places the organism in Eukaryota, Haptophyta, Isochrysidales, Noelaerhabdaceae. The transcript has 4 exons. The record is from RefSeq and is a predicted model, not a curated record. The coding region runs from base 1 to 4344 and encodes 1447 amino acids.
AUGCUCCUUGCGCUAUUAGCAUCGUGGCUUGUAGCCUGCCACAGAAGCAUACGGUGCAGGACAGGGGUGCGGGCGCAAUGGGUCGAGCGGCUUUCGCCGAUUGCCUUGCUGCUGCUGCUGUGCUCAGUGCCAGCCGACGCGCAUCUCAAUGCAGUCUGCACCAGCACCUCAGAGAGCGAGCCUGGAAAAGCCACUGUAUAUCUCACCACUUACCACUCCGAAACUGCCUCCAGCGGCUCGCUCUAUGUCUAUCGAAGCACGUCCGAUAGCGACCCGCUAGUCGUGCCCUUUAAUGAUGCCUGCUCGCCGACCGUCGAUUACCCCAACAGCAUUCAAGACGGUAUCAAGAGUGCGCUGGAUUGCUCGGUCCCGUCCAAUGCAGCAGUCAAGUGCUACGCCAGACCGGAGGCGACCGGGGGUUUCCAAACAGGCGAUGGCACCAGCCUGGUGAGCGCGUACAAUACGCUGGAGACGAUCGAUCCGCGGCACCCAUGGCCCGGCGACGGGAACGCCAGCCCAGCGUACGAAUACAGUUACAACCAGGUGCGGCGCGCAUUCACCGCCGAAGUGACGGGCGUUAGUACUGGCAACUUCAUCGUGAAGGUCGCCGACGCGGACUAUAUAUCAGAUCCUUGCCACAACACCGAUGCCUCGUGGACCGGGCACCCUUGCAAGGCAUCCGCUCCAGCAUACUUCUCCCUGCCAAUUUCUGUGGCCAGCACUGGUGCUGCCUGUCACGGCGACAUUGCGACCGCCUUGGGGGGGCAGGCCGGAUCGGUCGACGCAUCCUCGUAUGCUGGAUGCAGCGGCUUGGGCGAUGGGAUGACGUGUGAUGCGACGUGCAUGCCUUCGUGCACGCAGAGCGGCUCGAUCUGGUGUAACAAUGGCAACUGGACCUCUUCCCUUGCUUGCGCCUGCGCUCUGGACGCCGUCGACGGCCUCAGCGACCUCAGCAACCGAACAAACGUCAGCUUGUCCGAGCUGGAGGAGAUCAUGAACGGAGUGAGCGACGUGCUGUCCGAAAUGAGCGGGCUCCUCAAACCGGAGGAGGGGCAGCCGACGGACAGCUCCAGGGUAGAGGCCGGGCAAGUGCUCCAGCACGCCAUUAGCAGCGUGGUCGGUGCGGCCGUCGCCCUCGCCGCCUCGCUCGCCGCUGGCGGAGACAACGCAACCUCGGUGGAGAUCACGACCGGCUCGCUCAAUGUCUCUGUGCAGUCGGUCGAGCCGCAGCCAGGCGAGCCCGUGAGCUUUGGUGGCGGGGGCGCUUUGGCGGACACGGCUCUGCAGAUCGAGGGACUCGACGCCGGCCUCAUCGUGACAAUUUCAGCAUACACGACGACUGCCGAGGUGGUCGGCGGCAGCGUGAACGCGUCCUCUUCCUUUGCAGGGAAAACGGUCUCCUUCUCCGUCUCAGUCAGCAGGGAGGGGCGACGACUGAGCGAAGCGACGAACAUGACUACGCUAAUCAGACUGCCAUACAACGACGACGAACGGACCGCAACGGCUGCCUCGACCAUCCGGCGCACUGACCUGCAACAAGAGGGGCACGUCAAACCGGACCGGGGCAACGCGCUGUGUGAGCCCUGUCCGGCCGGGUCCUACGAGCCCGACACGGGCGGCACCGUCUGCCGGACCUGCGCGCACGGAGAGUUCCAGGCGCUGGCGGGCCAGGCGCAGUGCGAGCUGUGCGACCCACAGACGACUUCCGCCGCGCCCUUCGCCUCGUGCGACGAGUGCGACCGCGACACCUUCCGUUACGACGAGGUGGCGGCGAGCACUGCCACGUGCAAACCGUGCCCUCUCCUCGCGGCCUGCCCACUCAACCACACCACGCUCUCGACGCUCGUGCUCGACGAGGGCACCUGGCGCCUCACCAACCAGUCGCGUGCCAUCGAGCGGUGUGCGACUGCGGGCUCGACCGGCGCCUGCGUCGGCGGCGCUGAUGCGGGAAACGACGGGGACGGUUACUGCCGCGGCGGUCACUCGGGCUAUCGCUGUGGGGUGUGCGCAGGCGAGGGGCAGUACUUUGACAAGGGUGCAGGCCGAUGCGAGGAAUGCGACUUCGCAGCGAGCUACACGCUGAUUGCCUUUGUCUUGUUGACGCCCCUCGCCGUCGUCGUGUGCUUGCGGCGCGUGGAGCGGCGUGGCGCGCCGGCUGCAGUAGUGCGGACAAUCAAGAGAUUGCGUGUCUUCUCCAAGCGGUCGGCGCUACCUGCAAAGGUGCGGCUGGCGGUUGGCUUUGCGCAGAUUGGCGCCGCUGCGUCCGACUUCUCGAUCUCGAUCCCGGACGUGCUCCGCCCAUUGCUGCUCUCGCUGCGCGUGCUGCGGCUUGACCUGUGGGGGCCGGCCUUCAUUCCACACGCCUGCCUUGGAGGCUACAUGACCUACAUGCUGGUGACCGCCACCUUCCCGGUGGCGCUCAUGCUCGUUGCCGUCGCCGUCCGCCUGGCACGCCGCUGCUACCGUGCUCGCCGACACGCCGACGCCGAGGGUCGGGCCGCCCUCAUGACGCUCAGGGACGCCGCUCCGUGGUGUCUCGGCAUUGUCACCCUGUUCAGCCCAACCGUUUCGUCUGCCGCCUUUGGCGCCUUUCACUGCCGGCGUGUUGUCGCCGACUCGAGCCCGCUCGAGUACCGCUCCUUUCUCUGGGACAGCCCGGGCGUCCUCUGCAGCUCGGGUGAGUGGGAGACGCUUCGUAUCGCAGCCGUCGUCAUCCUGAUCGUCUGGGCGGCGGUGCCUCUCGCCAUCCUCGCGCUGAUCCUGUACAAGGUGCGGCCUGCUGUGCUUAAGCACACGCCGAGCCACAUCUCGACCGCCUCCCGCGUCGCAUGGGAGGACUUCGAGCCGCCCGACAUUUGGUGGGCGUGGAUGGACCUCUUCCGCCGGCUAGCGCUCGGAGGCGGCCUGCUCCUCGUGCCCGAGGAGUUCGCCUUUCUCCGGCUCGUCAUCGGGCUGCUCUUUGCGCUGGCGGCACUCUUCAUGCAAGUGCUCUUGCGACCCUAUCGCAACAAGCAGGUCGAGGCGCUCGCCGCCGCUGUCCAGACCGCGAUAUGUGUCCUAUUCCUCGGCUACUCGUACAUCUACGUCUUUGAGCGCUUCGAGGCGCUGCCUGUCGAGCGCGGCGUCGUGGUUUGGGUGAUGACGUUCGCCUCGCCUGAUGCCGUUGCGACCGCGAUGGUGGUCGUCGUCGCCGUGCUCGCCACCCUCGCGCUCGGUGUCACGAUCCGCGAUGCUCUCGCGGCGACGAGCGCCUCCGUCUUCCUGUUGUGCGAGACGCGGCGGCCGCCCGAGCUGUCGAUGCACGGCGGACAGCGCUUUCACCUGUUCCUCUCGCACACGUGGAACACCGGGCAGGACCAGUGCGCCGCCAUCAAGCGGCAGCUUCAGCUACACCUGCCCGGCAUCAAGGUAUUCCUGGACGUCGACGAUCUGCGCGACAUUGGCGCACUCGAGGAGCACGUCGAGGAGUCGAUGGCGGUCGUCGUCUUCCUGAGCCGGGGGUACUUUGCCUCGCGCAACUGCCUUCGUGAGGUGGAGGCGAUAACCUCACAGCGCAAGCCGGUGAUCCUCGUCCUCGAGGCGGACGAGGCCAAGGGCGGCCUGACGCUCGAGCAAGCCAUGCUCGAGUGCCCCGAAAAAUACCGCGACUACCUCUUCAAGCACUCCGACGGCCAGCCGAGGCUGCCGUACCGAUGGCACCGGGUCCGGGAGUUCCAGAUGCGCUCGCUAUGCCUCAUCGCGAGCGAGAUGCUCGGCGUCAGCCCCAGCUACGCGCGGUACUGCAAGCGGCGACCGGACGGGCGGACCGCGGCCGUCGAGGAGGCUGCUGCGCCCGGGGCUUCCGAGGGCCAGCCCUCGCCGCGCGCAUUGCUAUCCAAGCCACGCCUCGAGCUCUGCCUCGCCUCGGACGUCGCAUUUGAAGAGAUUGGCUACUUUGGCCGGCCGCCCGAGCUCUACGCCUCGCCGCACAACCCCGGCGCGGAACGCAUGGCCAAGGAGCUCAUCGCCGCCUUUGAAGCCAGCGAGAGGCCUCGGCUGCGGAUGGCGCCUUUGCUCGUCCGCGAUGGCGGGGACGACGACGACGACGGCUCGGCGGACGCGCAACGAAUCGUGCGCCCCCCCGACUUCAUGGUGCUCUACCUCAACGGCGAGACGUGGCUUGGCGAGAGCGGCGCCUCGCUCGCACGGGAGGUGGCUGCCGCAAACAAGGCAGGGCUGCGCAUCGUGCUCCUCCACGAGAACGACGAACUGCGGGGCGGCUGCCCGUUUGCGCGAUCAAUUGGUUUCAUCCGACGGAUGAGAGAGAAGAAUCUGGUGCGAUCUCCACGUGGUGGGGGGGGGUAG